AGGGAGGAAUUAAUGUAUUGUGUGCUUGACUGCAAUACUGAAUAAAGCACACAGAAAGAUUGCUUUUAUCAUCAGGUAGACAUGAACAACACUGUGGAAGAUGGACUUGAGCCAAAGCUGGUUUAUGCUGUGUUCUUUGGCAGUAUUAUGGCAUUGGGUCUGCCUCUCAAUGCUGUGUCGCUGUGGAUAUUUUUACGCUGCCACAGCCUCAGAUCCCCCACUGCCGUCUUCAUGGUCAACCUGGCAAUCUCAGACCUGCUACUCGUCAUCUCCUUGCCCAUGAGGGUCUACUUUUAUGCCACAGGCACCUGGCCUCUGAGCGCUCAGACAUGUAGGGCGGUCACAAUGCUCUUUCGCAACAACAUCCGUUCCAGCGCCAUCUUCAUCACCUUCAUCAGCGUGGACCGGCUGCUGGCUGUGGUUUAUCCUCUGAGGUCACGCCAUCUUCGAACCUCUUCCAGCGCCUGGAAAGCUGCUGCGCUCGUUUGGCUGAUUGUGUCGGUGGUGAACAUUCCAGAGAGCAUGGACUUUAAAAGAUUUUUAAACAACCUCACUGAAUCCUCCUGUUUUGAAUUUAGUCAGCCGCGUAGAUCCCCAAUUGCUUUUUUUCAGCCUGUGCUGAUGUUCAUCUUGCUGGCAGUCAACAUUGUGUGCACCGCUUUGGUGUCUUGGACUAUACACAGACAUCUAAAUGAGUCUGCAAGGAUCAACAACAAGGUGAAUGUCAUGCUGAUUUUUGUCAUGAGCUUGGUUGUGUUCACCAUAUGUUUCUUGCCUCUGUCUGUUGGUUUACUUAUAAUUUGGACACCUGCAAUCACGCCUUUAAUAUGUCUUGCUACUUUAAACUGCUGCCUGGAUCCACUGGUGUAUUACUUUUCUCUGGAUGCCUUCUGGAAGAAAAAAGAAGAUACAGAUAUUGCAAGAGAACAGUAGACAAAAGAUGUUAUUUUCAUGAGAUGGCAUCAGAUUUCAGAAUCAGAAUCAGAAAUACUUUAUUGAUCCCCAAGGGGAAACUCUUUCGCUACAGCUGCUCACUAUCACGUCAAUGCACACAGGAAUAGAAGUACUAAAAGUUCCUAUGUGACACUCUGAUUUCCUUAUUUUUUCAGCAGGGUGCCGGAUGCUCAUUUUGCUUCAAGUUUGACAGUGUGAUGGAUUUGAUCAAAAAACCAACAAUGAUCAUCUAUUUAACAAAAUGUUUGUAAAACUUAGAGAUCCAGUAAGAGAUAGGGAAAAGCUAGGCUUGUAAUGUCACGCUUAAUUCAGGAGAAAUUCUGACUCUUUUAUUUUGCGAAAUACGCUUAUUUGUUUUCUUGCUGAGAGUCAGAUGAGAAAAUGGAUACCACUCUAUGUCUUUACGUUAAAUAUGAAGCUACAGCCAGGAAGAUGGUAUGCUAAUUUAGCACAAAGACUGGAAACCAGCGGACACAGCUAGAUUUGUGUGUUUUCAUGUUUUUCAUGUUGGUUUUCUAGCAGUUGAGAAAGAAAGCGCACCAAAGGUUUUGGGUGAAAAACAGGACAUAACUCAUUUUAGCAUCAUCCUUUUCUCAUUGUAUCUUUUGAUUGUUUUGUGUCAUAACACUGUUUGACUCUCCUAUGUGUUCUGAAUGUUAUAAAUCAUUUGAUGUGA
Siniperca chuatsi (mandarin fish) is the source of this 1630-nucleotide messenger RNA. RefSeq names its product lysophosphatidic acid receptor 5b (gene lpar5b). Gene Ontology annotation, cellular component: membrane. NCBI's taxonomy places the organism in Eukaryota, Metazoa, Chordata, Actinopteri, Centrarchiformes, Sinipercidae. The coding region runs from base 82 to 933 and encodes 283 amino acids. Gene Ontology annotation, biological process: phospholipase C-activating G protein-coupled receptor signaling pathway; positive regulation of Rho protein signal transduction. Gene Ontology annotation, molecular function: lysophosphatidic acid receptor activity. The record is from RefSeq and is a predicted model, not a curated record. The transcript has a single exon.